UGGCCCCGCCGGCGCCGCCGCGCCGCUGUCCCCCUCCGCGGGCUCCCGAUAAAGUUUUGUUGCUGAGCGGGCGGGCGGCAGCGGUCCGGUCCCUGCCUGCGGCUUCACGGACGGACGCUCGGCUCUGGUCGCCGCGGUGGAGCACGGCUGCCUCUGCUCCGUGUCGGGAGGAAUCAAUCAUUUUUUUGAUGCAAAGACUUCAUCACUGACAUCUAUAUGUUCAUUUGUCGGCCUCCAAGAACUAGUGCAGCUCAUCAGUGACAAUAACUGACAUUUCUUUGGAAACAAAAAAACCUCAAACAAAAAAGCCCAACAGACAAAACCCAACAGACCUUUUGAAGACUUGUGUCAAAUGACGUCAAUGGCCAGUUUGUUCUCCUUUACUAGCCCAGCUGUAAAGCGUCUGUUGGGCUGGAAACAAGGAGAUGAAGAGGAAAAAUGGGCAGAAAAAGCUGUUGAUGCUUUGGUUAAAAAGCUGAAGAAGAAAAAAGGUGCUAUGGAAGAACUGGAGAAAGCCUUGAGCAGUCCAGGACAGCCCAGCAAGUGCGUUACUAUCCCCCGCUCUUUAGAUGGACGACUUCAAGUUUCUCACAGAAAGGGCCUUCCCCAUGUCAUUUACUGUCGUGUUUGGCGUUGGCCUGAUCUACAGAGUCAUCAUGAGCUGAAGCCAUUGGAUAUUUGUGAAUUUCCUUUUGGAUCUAAACAGAAGGAAGUCUGCAUCAAUCCAUACCACUAUAAGAGGGUGGAGAGCCCAGUUCUACCUCCAGUGUUAGUGCCUAGACAUAGUGAAUUCAAUCCACAGCACAGUCUACUAGUCCAGUUCAGGAACCUAAGCCACAACGAACCACACAUGCCACACAAUGCGACAUUUCCAGACUCUUUCCAGCAACCCAACAGCACUCCAUUUUCCAUUUCACCAAACAGUCCCUAUCCACCUUCUCCAGCCAGCAGCACUUACCCAAGCUCCCCAGCUAGCUCUGGACCAUCCAGUCCAUUUCAGCUACCAGCUGAUACUCCACCUCCUGCGUAUAUGCCUCCUGAUGAUCAAAUGGGGCAGGAUAAUUCGCAGUCUAUGGACACAAGCAAUUCAAUGAUCCCUCAAAUCAUGCCAAAUAUAUCUACCAGAGAUGUUCAGCCUGUUGCUUACGAAGAACCCAAACACUGGUGUUCCAUCGUGUAUUACGAGCUAAAUAAUCGUGUUGGGGAGGCUUUUCAUGCAUCUUCUACAAGUGUCCUUGUAGAUGGGUUUACAGAUCCCUCCAAUAACAAAAACAGGUUCUGCUUAGGUUUGCUCUCAAACGUUAAUCGCAACUCGACAAUUGAGAACACUAGGCGACACAUUGGAAAAGGAGUUCAUCUCUACUAUGUUGGUGGGGAAGUCUAUGCUGAGUGUUUAAGUGAUAGCAGCAUAUUUGUACAGAGCAGGAACUGCAACUACCACCAUGGCUUUCAUCCAACAACUGUAUGCAAGAUUCCCAGUGGAUGCAGUCUAAAAAUCUUUAACAAUCAGGAGUUUGCUCAGCUUUUAGCUCAGUCUGUCAACCAUGGAUUUGAAGCAGUGUAUGAGCUCACCAAAAUGUGCACCAUUCGCAUGAGCUUUGUAAAGGGCUGGGGAGCUGAAUAUCACCGACAAGAUGUGACGAGCACCCCAUGCUGGAUAGAAAUUCACCUUCAUGGGCCCCUCCAGUGGCUGGAUAAAGUACUUACACAAAUGGGUUCUCCCCUUAAUCCCAUCUCAUCUGUUUCAUAGUGCUGAAAUUCUGUCUUCAGCCUUAUUUUUAGCGAACUUAUUCUAAUUCUAGCGAAACUUCCAGUGUGGAUACUGUGAGCUAUGUGGAGAAUGGAUCUUACAGUUUAACUUCUCUUUUUUUUUAAAGCCCUUUGUGACCAAUUCCAUUGUGUAUAGCUAAUCAGUUUUACAUUUCAAUUUGUUCUUGUGAUGCUUAAGUGACAGUUGAGCCCUAAGGGUAACAAAAAAAGUCUAUUGAAAAGAUUCAGAACACUUUUCCCCUCCCUCCCGUAGAACUUGGAGGCAUAUGUCUUAACUGGAAAAUGCUUUUUGUCCUGGAGGGACAAGAAUUAUGAAGACUGACUUCAGCAGAUAAAUACAUAUCAUAGUUUGGGAUUUUUUUACUGUUUGAACAUGUGCAUGAACAUGUGCAGCUCCAGCUUACAAGCUGUAGUUUUAGCAGAGUUGCUUAACAUCUUAAGGUUGACAUCUGUCAUAAACAAAGUUAGACUUUAUCAUGGCUAAUUUGCCUCAGAUUGAGCAAUGUGACCUUUUCUUUUUUAAAGUGUACACAUGAAUAUACUUUUUACAAAUCUUGUGUAAAAAACACUUUUAUUGUCUAUUGGAAAAUGCUGUCAUAAACACUAUAUUAAUGCAGAAUAGCAGUUCUUAGCCUUUUUCCCACUUUAGUGUUGUAAUCUCUUUUAACCACCGUUUUCAAUAGUAAUCGAUACAAGGUAAACAUCUUGCACGUUUCUGGAGUAAUAAUCCUUGUUUUGCUUUGAUUUACACACAUGCCAUUUGGAUUUGGUUGCCAAGGCUAUUUCUUUUUAGGUACCCUUCUGUAUUUUAACAUCAACACUACUAUUUGUAAAUGGCAGUGCUUUCUACUUUUUGGAAGGAAUUAAGUUUUUUUGUUCUUUUUUUGGUGUUCUAGCUGUUUGUUUUACCUGUCUGGAAUUGAUCUGUGUUAGGCCUUUUUAAUCUCUCUGUAGACAUUACGCAGUAUUAGUGAUUACACUGUAUUUAAUUCACUUUCAGUAUGAGAUUGAGUCUCUCCGAAGACUGUGAGUGGCUUAGCAAAUUAGUAACUGAUUGCAGAAGCUUUUACUUCCAGAUCAUGUGAUUUAAUACAGACCUGUUGGUAAUGACCAAAAGUAAUCACUUCUUUGUAGCCUACAUGAAACAGUGGUCUUGAUCCUGUCCCUGAUGGCAGGUGUUCAGUCAGAAGACUUGUAGCUCUAGUUGGCAGCUUUAUGGGAUGGAAGGACUGCAUUAAUAUGAUGAUGAAAUUUCUCUCUUACAUGUACGGAAUCCUCUUGCCUGUGCUGUUGUAUUACUCAGUAGAGAAUUUAAACACUGUACUAAACACUAAAAGAAAUCAGUUAAACAACUUAUGCAUAUUUUUCCCCUUUAAUAAAAAAGGAGGCUGAAAGAAAUACUCUAAGAGAAUUAAAGUGAAUUAUAUACAAAACCUCUUUGCAUGCAGAAAAAGUCCCAUUGUAUUUUUUACCUUCUUGUCCUCCUUUUUCCUGAAUCACCUCUUCAGAAAAGGGUUCAGUGUUUGGGGGAGAGGCUGAAAACUCUAAAAUGCAAAUAGUUAUUCAGAGAUGUGCUGCAGUUAAUUACUGCAAUCAUGAGACAUUGAUUGCUUACACAAGUUUUGGUGUCUUCUAUUGAAUGACAUGGAAAUCAUGCAUCAUAUGGUACCUAAGUAACAAGUGAUCUUAAAGAAAUGAAAUUGUUUAUGUGCCAUUAAAAUGUUUCUUAUAAAAUUUCUUAAAGGAAUAAACUGUAACACUUCUGCAGAACCCUGAUGUUCUCUUGUACAGGAAUUUCUGUAUUACUUUGGUGGUGUAUUUUUUAUGGGUUUAGUGUUUUUUAAGCAGUUUCUCAAGUGUGUUCAAAACCGAACAACUGAAUGGUCAGGAGAAGGGGAAGAACUUGAUUUGCUGUUCACCUUGGGGUUCUCUCUUUCAUUCUUUGGAGCUGCAACCCAGAGAUGGUUCUUUUGAUCAAGUAAGAUGUGAAGUCAGUUGGACACAGGAUCAGGCUUUUCUUCCUAUCAAGUUGCUGAAUAUGUAUAUUUGACACUACAGGAUUUAUUUUUCUUGACUAGCUUUUAUAACGUCAUGGCACAAUGGAUUAAGGAAAGAUCUUGGUUGUAGGUACAAGGUUUUACUUUAUCCAAAAUGUUUUUCACUUGACUUCAUCUCUGCUCACUUGUGUGUUUAGAUGUGGCCAACAAAAUGACUCAAGACUGGCUGCUGAAGUGGGUGUUCAAGAGCCAGAGCUGGUGCUUAGUGCUACUAUUGUGGUUAGAUUGGCUACCCAUACACUGAACCAUAAUUUCUGCAAUAAUAACCAGUUAACCCACUUCUGAUGCUGUCAUUAAGUACUACAGUACUCUGGCAUUAGUCUGCUUGUGUACCUGUUCUUGAACUCUAAUAUAUGCAGUGCUGGGAAUAUCCUUGUGACUGCUGAUUUUACCAGGGUAGGCUUGUGGGAGCAGAGCCAGUAAGAUUUGUCUAUGUCGUACUUCUCUGUAGGACUUUUUGAGAGCUUACUAGUUAGCAAGUGUGUGCUGCUGGUUCCUGGUGUUCCUGGUCAUAUUUGGGUCAACUGUGCUGCUGAUAUAAAAUUCCUCUAUCAGUGCAUGGAUGGAUUGGAUGGAGAAUUGUUUGACCCUAAUGAUGGUUUAAGAAUAGUGAUAUCAGAAAGCGCGCUUUGGUUGCAGCAUACUUGUGUGUAAGUUACUUCUUAGAUGGAGGGAUGGAGAAACUGUAUCAGCCAGUAAUGUGGUACUGAAGGACUGAGCCUUUCCAGUGUAGCCCAGCUUAGACUGAUGUUACUCUUCAGUGAAAACUGUUUUGAUUUUUGUAGUGUAUUUUCUUCUUUUGGGCGUCUUUCUACUCUGCACCAACCACACCAUUAACUAACAGCUUUGGCAGUACCAGCAAACACCUAGAACGGGCUUAUACUGAAGUUCUUUCUGGGUUUGCUUUUAUCGUCGCUAAGACAGUAGCUUGGAUAUUCCUUCUUAGAGGAGGACUUCAGUCUUGCUGGCAGUCAGUCCAGUGCCUUGCCAUAAGUGUUACGUUCAUUUAAUUGCAUUAGGCAUUAAGUAGUUGUACAUGAAGGGAUGACAGUGAGUUAGAGAAUCUAUAGGACCAAAAUAAAACUUUCUAGUAUGACUGACUGGUGAGAGACAAAUCUAACAGAACAAUCUAUUAGUCAAAAGAGUGAUGAACCAGCCCAUGUGUUACCAUUUGGUAUAGAAUUGGUUUGGCUUGAAGCUAUGAUUUUUUUCUCUCCCCACAAUACCACAGUGUGACAGUUCUCAAUUCUUGGGCAGAUUCUCUUGCAGUGUAAGUCUAGAGAAUACAAAAAUGUGUUGGGCUUUUUCCCUCCUUUAAAACACAAACUUUUCUUCAGGUUAUUGUUUUAGUUGUCCCAGAGUAUUGCUGGUGAUGGCGUUUAGGACAAAAACACCAACCUAGAUGUUUUACUUCAACAGACAAACAUGUGACUUAAGUUUUUAUAGUUGUGUUUUAGGAAGGUGUCCCAUUCUGAAUGCAAAUCAAUAGACCAAACCAUCAGAUUACAACAUAAUGUUGCUUUAUUGUGCUGCUCCAUAAGUCUGCUUCUGUGCUUGUUGCAAGCAUAACCUUUAUGCUUUUUGUUUACAUUGUAGGAAACACAGUUCUAGCCAUGAGUUGUUUUUUCAUUUAACUCUAAACAUCUUUUUAUUUUGUUAAUUUUAAAUGAUUAGGUUUUGCUAUGUUAAGUUUUUAAAGAAAAUUUUUUGCAUACUGCUGCUCAUAUUUCAAUAAACA
Molecule: messenger RNA, 5565 nt
Organism: Melopsittacus undulatus (budgerigar)
Lineage: Eukaryota; Metazoa; Chordata; Aves; Psittaciformes; Psittaculidae
Gene: SMAD5
Product: SMAD family member 5
Exons: 7
Coding region: 353-1750 (465 amino acids)
Biological process (GO): regulation of transcription by RNA polymerase II; BMP signaling pathway; transforming growth factor beta receptor signaling pathway
Cellular component (GO): heteromeric SMAD protein complex
Molecular function (GO): RNA polymerase II cis-regulatory region sequence-specific DNA binding; I-SMAD binding; DNA-binding transcription factor activity, RNA polymerase II-specific
Source: RefSeq, a predicted model, not a curated record